AUGGCACCUAAGAACUGGACCAAAGAGAGCUUCACGCUCAACACCGGCGCAAAGAUCCCUGCGAUCGGCCUCGGAACAUGGCAGUCACAGCCUGGUGAGGUCCGCGAGGCUGUCAAGGCGGCUCUCCUGUCCGGCUACCGUCACAUCGACACAGCUCUUGCCUAUGGCAACGAGAAGGAGGUUGGUGACGGAAUCAAGGACUCUGGCGUGCCCCGUGAGGAGAUCUGGAUCACCACCAAGCUCGACAACCCAUGGCACAAGCGCGUCGAGGAGGGCAUCACCAGCUCCCUGAAGAGCCUUGGUGUUGACUACAUUGACCUGUACCUCAUGCACUGGCCUUCGUCCACCGACCCUGAUGACCUCAAGAAGCACUACCCCGACUGGGACUUCUUGGACACAUGGGCUGAGCUUCAGAAGCUUCCUGCGUCCGGUCGUGUCAAGAACAUCGGUGUAUCCAACUUUGCCAUCAAGAACCUCGAGAAGCUGUUCGCCGACUCGCGCUUCAAGAUUACGCCAGCCGUGAACCAGGUCGAACUCCACCCCAACAACCCUUCACCCAAGCUCCUCGACUACUGCAAGAAGAAGGGCAUCCACAACACCGCCUACUCUUGCCUCGGCUCCACCGACUCCCCGCUCUACAAGAACGAGAAGCUCAAGAAGAUUGCCGAGAAGAAGGGCAAGUCUGUACAGCAGGUUCUGCUCGUAUGGGGUCUCCAGCGCGGCACCAGCGUCAUCCCCAAGUCUGUCACUGCAUCGCGCAUCCAGGGCAACUUCGAGCUUGACGGCUGGGAGCUUACGGAUGAGGAGGUCAAGGAGAUCGACUCGCUGCCUGAGCGCUUCAAGGUCUGCGGAGAUGCUUGGCUCCCAAUCAAGGUCUUCUUUGGCGAUGACGAGUAA
Molecule: messenger RNA, 897 nt
Organism: Cucurbitaria berberidis CBS 394.84
Lineage: Eukaryota; Fungi; Ascomycota; Dothideomycetes; Pleosporales; Cucurbitariaceae
Product: Aldo/keto reductase
Exons: 4
Coding region: 1-897 (298 amino acids)
Cellular component (GO): cytosol
Molecular function (GO): aldose reductase (NADPH) activity
Source: RefSeq, a predicted model, not a curated record